Molecule: messenger RNA, 1263 nt
Organism: Penicillium waksmanii
Lineage: Eukaryota; Fungi; Ascomycota; Eurotiomycetes; Eurotiales; Aspergillaceae
Exons: 5
Coding region: 1-1263 (420 amino acids)
Molecular function (GO): O-methyltransferase activity
Source: RefSeq, a predicted model, not a curated record
AUGACGCGAAUUAAUUAUGAAAAUGGCGAGGAGAUUGAUCCUAAGGUCCCCGUCUCCCCUACAGCCCCGCAUCAACUUGCAGAUCUGCUCCUCGGAAUCCAAUCACAUGCCAAUGCAUUCACGAACGGGGAUUCACUCGCACGGUUGCAUCUCGUUGAUUCAGCUCGCGCACUCGUGCGAGCAAUGGAGACUCCACAGGAGGCCAUGCUACGUGCAUGCUGGGCAGAGCCUUCAUACUUUGCCGUCAUCGAAACAUGUAUCGACCUGGGGAUAUUUCGCCUGAUCGCCCAUACCAACGAGGCGAAAUCUGUUGCAGACCUAGCGGUGGUAACAGGUGCAAGCGAGGAAUUGCUCGAGCGUCUUCUGAAACAUCUUGCCACCAUGGGGGCAUUAGUUGAGACUGGGCUGAACGAAUACACCCACAACGGCCUUACCAAGACUUUGGCCCUGCAAAGAUACAGCGACGCAUGGCCUGCCAUCAACGGCUCUACCAUGGGUCCAGUCUACGCAUUGCCAAAGUGGCUCAAGGAGAACAACUACAAAAGCCCGACUGAGGGCAAAGACUGUCCUUUCACGAUGGGAAACAAGACCGAGCAUUCCUUCUUCGAAUACCUUAACGGCAAAAGUACCGACUAUCCAAACCUUGGAUCUCAGUUCAACAAUCUCAUGUCCGCAUAUCAUCAAGGCCGGCCCAGUUGGAUGGAUGAAGGAUUCUACCCUGUGAAAGAGAAGUUGAUUAUGGGGGCAAAAAAUGGCCCAGAAGACGUGUUGAUAGUUGACGUAGGUGGAAAUAAGGGACACGAUCUGGAGGAAUUCAAAUCGAAAUGGCCCGAUGCGCCCGGCCGACUAAUCCUGCAGGAUCAGCCGCAUGUUUUGAAGGAGAUCAGCUCAUUGAAUCCGGCGGUCGAGCCCAUGGUUCACGAUUUUUAUACCACGCAGCCAAUCAAAGGUGCUCGGGCAUACUUUUUGCAUUCCAUCCUCCACGAUUGGAACGACACGAUCUGCCAGGAUAUUCUCUCAAAGCUCGUGGCUGCGAUGACCCCGGGGUACAGCAAGAUUUUGAUCAACGAGAAUGUUGUUCCGGACCGUGGAGCUCACUGGCAGGCCACCUCCCUUGAUUUCAUCAUGAUGAUCGAUCUGGCGGCUAAGGAACGCACAGAAAAGCAGUGGCAUAGUUUGAUUGAAAGCGUUGGUCUCAAAAUAACCAAAAUCUGGACUCGAAUUGACAGCGCGGAGAGUCUAAUUGAGUGCGAUUUGGCAUAA